Molecule: messenger RNA, 963 nt
Organism: Phytophthora infestans T30-4
Lineage: Eukaryota; Oomycota; Peronosporomycetes; Peronosporales; Peronosporaceae
Exons: 1
Coding region: 1-963 (320 amino acids)
Source: RefSeq, a predicted model, not a curated record
AUGCGCACUUCAGCAGCGUUCUUUCGUGACGAAGAUACGCUGCGUGAGAUGCGUCAAGAGUUGCGUCAGGAGAAGAAAACGCUGACAAAUCAAGUGCAUGUGCUGACAAUGCAACUUGCCGAAAAGGAACAAGUGGCUGCCUCACUCAAGAGCGAACUACAGGGGCUGAAAACGAGCGCAACGCUGGCAAAUGUGAUGCGUCAAGUGCCCCGAUCUGCCACUCUCAAUAGCAGUUCUAGUGGGAAUAUCAGAAGCUCUUUGAAGCCAAAAACCACAACAGAGUGGGGGGAACGCGUACUGGACCAGAAACUCGAGAAUCAAUACUUAGCUGAGGAGCUUCUCGCAUUGAAGACAGCGGCGCAGGAUAAGCAGCUCACAGUACAACGCAAGCAGAAGCAACGAGAUGAGAUGAGAGCGAAGCUGUCGCGCGUGCCUCGUCGACAUCUGUGCACUCUGGUGGACCUGCAAGUUGAGAUCUCGCGGUUAUUGGAGGAAAAGCGAGCUCUAGAAACUCAGCCACACGCGUCUACUUUACAAGUGGAUGCCACCCGAGUGAGUGUAAAUGCGUCUACUAAGGCUGCGCUGCAGAACGAGCUGUCAAGCCUGGAAGUCACGACCGAGAGAUACAAGGAGGAACUUCGCCAGUGGCAUCUCAAGAUCGACUGCGAGAAGGCUCGUUUGGCUCCUCUACAAGCGCGUCUAGAGAGUUUGCAGACAGAGUUACGGAGAUACGAAGACUCGCAGGUGCUGCUGCGUAGCGUCUUCUUGCGGCUGGCACCGGACACAAGAGAUGGCACUGUACCGUUGGAAGCAGCGCUGGCUGCAUUCCAAACACUCACCCCACUUGAUCGAGACGCACUUUCAGCUGAGGAGAUGGUACUUCGAUUGAAGGCGAACAACAAUCAGCAGCGCUUCUCGUUUGCUCAAUUCGUCGCAGCUUUUAACUGCUUGUUCAAGGCGUGA